Molecule: messenger RNA, 1475 nt
Organism: Beta vulgaris subsp. vulgaris (sugar beet)
Lineage: Eukaryota; Viridiplantae; Streptophyta; Magnoliopsida; Caryophyllales; Amaranthaceae
Product: protein RRP6-like 1
Exons: 1
Coding region: 99-1475 (458 amino acids)
Biological process (GO): nuclear polyadenylation-dependent CUT catabolic process; histone mRNA catabolic process; nuclear polyadenylation-dependent snRNA catabolic process
Cellular component (GO): nucleolus; nuclear exosome (RNase complex)
Molecular function (GO): nucleotide binding; nucleic acid binding; 3'-5'-RNA exonuclease activity
Source: RefSeq, a predicted model, not a curated record
UUAAUAUUUGAUGAGCACCUAGUCCUAUAAAUACCCAACUGAUCAUACAUUAAAUUUCAUUGCAAAGCAAAAGAAACACAAAUUAAAGACACUAAAGCAUGGCAGUUCCAUUCCAUAUUCCUUCGUUGCCGAAACCACAAAACCAGUACAACUUUCACGUAGAUAAUACCAACACCCCUUAUACUCACCCACGGCUCCCCAAAUACGGCUCAAGGACGAUCCACCCGGCCACGGCUUUCGAUCCUCUUGAGUUCGCCUUCAAACCCUUUGGUGCACCAGUAUCUCCUAGUAAACCUGCUCCGAUUGAAUCCACGCCCUUCAAGUUUAUCGAAACGGUCGAUGAUUUGUGUUACUUGGCCACCAAGUUAAGUGAGUCGAGCGAGUUUGCUGUUGAUUUGGAGCAUAACGUUUACCGUUCUUUCCAAGGAAUGACUUGUUUAAUGCAAAUUUCUACUCGGAGGGAGGAUUUUGUGGUUGAUACUUUGAAGUUGAGGGAGCAUAUAGGAGAUUACCUAGGUGAGUUUUUCCAAGAGGCUAGUAAAAGGAAAGUUAUGCAUGGAGCAAGUAACGACGUACUCUGGCUUCAAAGAGAUUUUGGUAUUUACGUGUGUAAUCUUUUUGAUACUAUGCAAGCGUCAAGGGUCAUGAAAUUAGAGAGAAAUUCACUCGAUUUUCUUCUCAAGUAUUAUUGUGGUGUGACGGCUAAUAAAGAAUACCAAACCUCAGAUUGGAGAUUACGCCCUUUGCCUUGUACCAUGCUUAAAUAUGCCCGGGAUGAUACACACUAUCUGCUUUACAUCUAUGAUAUGAUGUUCAAAAACCUAAAUUCUGAAAAUGCGCAAAACGAAUAUGAAUAUGAUAAUCCAUUGGGCCAGGUUUACUUCAAAAGUUAUGAAGUAUGCACUCAGUUAUACAAGAAGGAAUUGUUUAACUACGAGACAUCUUAUCUCAACUUAUACGGGUUAUCAGAGGCUAAUUUGGAUGCCAAACAACUCGAAAUUGUUGCAAUGCUUUGUGAAUGGAGGGACAGAAUUGCAAGAAAAGAAGAUGAAAGUACUGGCUAUGUUUUGCCUAAUAAAUUGAUCUUGGAAAUUGCUCGAAAAUUACCAUCGACUCAGGAAGAUUUCUUGGAACUAGUGGGGUAUAAUAACAACUAUAUCAUUAGAUAUGCUGCUCGAAUAGUUGAAGCUAUUAGAGUUUUGUUUCAUCGUAGAGGUGAUUGUGUUAUGUUUCAAGAUGUGGCAAAAAAACUGAAGAACAAGGUUCCUGUAUCUGAAGUUGCUGCGACAAUAAUUCAACAAAAAGAAAGGUGCAAUUCUCAAGUUGUAAAAAGAUUUCCAGCAGGACAUUUGAUGGCGAUGAAUUCCAAUUAUAGGCUUUUUUUUAAUACGCGUGUUUGUUUUCAGCCAACUUUUGCAGUGCCAUGUUAUGCCUAUCAAGUUGUUCCGGUUGUUCCCGGCUAUGUAAUGUAUUAA